This is a messenger RNA of Trichoderma virens Gv29-8, 951 nucleotides long. RefSeq lists its product as uncharacterized. The transcript has 2 exons. The coding region runs from base 1 to 951 and encodes 316 amino acids. Lineage: Eukaryota; Fungi; Ascomycota; Sordariomycetes; Hypocreales; Hypocreaceae. The record is from RefSeq and is a predicted model, not a curated record. Gene Ontology annotation, molecular function: oxidoreductase activity.
AUGGCCUCGUUCAAACCUUUGCACAUUCUGGCCUUUGGCGCCACUGGCAACAUUGGGAAACACAUUAUCGAUCAACUAAUUCGCGCUAAACCCGCAUUCCCCAAAAUCUCAAUCUUCACCUCUCCAAACACAGUGGCAACCAAGCCUGAGCUUCUGAGUCAGUGGAAAGCUGCAGGCGUGUCGGUCAUUGUCGGUGACAUCACAAACUCGGAAGACGUGAAGAAUGCGUAUCACGACGUUGACACUGCCAUCAGCUGCCUUGGCCGAGGGGCACUUGAGCAUCAAUUCGAGCUAAUUAGGUUGGCGGAUGAAUCUGAAUCUGUCCGGUGGUUUUUUCCUUCAGAAUAUGGCACCGAUCCAGAUCAUGACCCCAGCAGCGCUCUCGAGAAGCCCCAUCAAUUCAAGAGAAGAGUGCGCAAGACAUUUACCGAGCAAGUGAAGAAUUUGAAACCAACAUAUCUGGUUGUGGGGCCAUAUAUUGAAAUGUGGGUUGACGGUGACGGGCUCAAGGAUGCAUUUGGCGGAUUCGAUGUAAAGAAUAAAGAAGCAACUCUUCUUGGAGAUGGAGAGCAACCCAUUGGGUUUACCGCCAUGGAAGAUGUGGGCAAAGCCUUGGUAGCAGCCCUACAACGUCCAGAGAUAUCAUUUGGCAAAGUGCUCAAAAUUGCCUCGUUCACAAAGUCACCAAAUCAGAUCCUGGCCGAAUACGAAAAGCAGCUUGGACACAAGCUCAAUGCCAAGUAUGUCACACUAGAUGAAGUGAGGAGCUUCGAGAAGAAGUACUGGGACGAGGGCAAUCCAAGGGCAGUUGUCGGUACGCUGCGACGGAUCUGGGCAACAGGCGGAGCAGUUUACGAUAAGCUGGAUAACGAAGCGCUUGGAUUGAAUGAGAACCAGUUGCAAUCACUUGAAGAGGCAGUUGGAAAUCGCCUUGAGGGCAAACCGUUUUAG